AUGGCCAAGAAACGAAAUCCCAAUCCUGCAUGUUGUUCCGAUACCAAAGGGAUAUGGAAUGGUUAUGUUUCCACAUUGGCUUUGGCAGCCGGGUACGAACGCUGCCUUCCUUUUUUCCGUCUCCUUUUUAGACGUCGCAACAAGAUUGAAGAAAGUCUUAAAAAACAUGUUCAUCAAUAUGAUCAACAGCAAGCCGUAAAUCAAGGUGUGUUGAAGCUUUCACCUUUCUUCAAAUACCAGGAAAGCUCGACGACAAAAGAUUGGCUGCAAUCUAAUGCACAAUUGAGGAAGCAUAAAGAGCUGCUUCAGCUGUGUGAUAUGAAAGAGUCUACAAUGGAGCCACACAAUUUCCUUUUCUUUUUCUAUAUGGUGGAUAACCUAUUGACCCAUGUUCAAAUCCUGGCACCACUCAGCCCUUGUGGCCAUGGAGGUUCGCCUGUAGUGACUCCAGGGCAUGAAGCAAAGCUUUAUGUUUGCAGCGGGUGA
Molecule: messenger RNA, 486 nt
Organism: Lactuca saligna
Lineage: Eukaryota; Viridiplantae; Streptophyta; Magnoliopsida; Asterales; Asteraceae
Source: the annotation of a GenBank genome assembly